Molecule: messenger RNA, 2559 nt
Organism: Asparagus officinalis (garden asparagus)
Lineage: Eukaryota; Viridiplantae; Streptophyta; Magnoliopsida; Asparagales; Asparagaceae
Product: probable inactive receptor kinase At4g23740
Exons: 3
Coding region: 406-2319 (637 amino acids)
Biological process (GO): protein phosphorylation
Molecular function (GO): protein binding; protein kinase activity; ATP binding
Source: RefSeq, a predicted model, not a curated record
GUUGAGAUCUCUAACAAAUGAAUGGUUGCAUUCAAUGCUCUUCUCUCUCUACAACUGUAGAGGAUGCGUCUUCGCAACUCAAUGUCUCCUCUCUCUCUCUCUCUCUCUCUCUCUCUCUCCCCACCCAUCUCAGGACCUGCUGAAAGAUAAAACCAUUACCCUUCUUUCUCAAGUUUGAACUUGGCUCUUUUUGCUUUUACUGCUGACAUCCCUCCUCGCUCUAUCCCAAAUGAUUUUAAUUUUUUUGUUUUUAAAAUUAAUGCUCCUUUUCUUCUUCUUUUUGACUUUUCAGUUAUAUUAGAAUUUGAAAACUAAACCCUUUCCACUUCCGUGCUCGGAUCUGCAAGCAGGGGAAAGAGAGAAAACAUUGAAAUCAUCUGAGAGAGCUCUUGUAGUGCUCUGAAGAUGAAACCGAAACUCAUUUUCUUGCUAUUUUCCGCGAUUUUUCUGCUCGCAAACGCCGACCUAGCGGAGGACAAGCGAGCUCUGCUCGAUUUCCUCAGCAGAAUCCACAAAAGCCGCGACCUCAACUGGAGGAACGACACUUCAGUUUGUUCUAACUGGACGGGAAUUACUUGCAAUCAGGAAAACUCUCGAGUCAUCGCUCUUCGUCUUCCCGCUAUCGGAAUCAACGGUCAGAUCCCCUUUAACACUCUCAGUCGCCUCUCUGCUCUCCAGAUCUUGAGCCUCAGAUCCAAUGGUUUCACUGGCCCUUUCCCCUCUGAUCUCUUCAACAUCACAACCCUAACUGGCCUUCACUUGCAAUUCAAUACCUUUUCUGGGGAUUUACCCUCCCAUUUCUCAACAUGGAAGAAUCUCACUAUUUUGGAUCUUUCCUACAAUGAGUUUAAUGGUGAAGUUCCCACUUCGAUUUCUAACUUAACUCACCUAGCUGCUUUGAAUUUGUCCAACAAUUCGCUUACCGGUGAAAUCCCAGACCUUGCGCUGCCUAGCCUCCAGUUUCUAAAUCUCUCCAACAAUCAUCUCAACGGAACCAUUCCGACUUCUCUUCUGAAGUUCCCCAAUUCCUCGUUUUCUGGCAAUGAUUUCAUGCCGAUUCUUCCUGUAAUGCCCCCUCCGCUGCCCCCCAACAUUCCGUCUUCCCCUUCUGCUUCCCCUUUCCUGGCAACAAAAAGUGGUAGAAAGCUAACGGAAUCAGAGAUUCUGGGCAUUGCUGUAGGAGGAUUUGCUAUAAUUUUCCUGGCAUUGGCUAUCCUGAUGGUAAUGCUUUGGUCGGGAAAGAGAAGGGGAGGAGCUGUAUCUGGAAAGCUUUCGAAAGGGGAUAGGUCGCCGGAGAAGGCUGUGAGUGGGAAUCAGGACGAGAACAACAGGCUGGUGUUCUUCGAAGGGUGUAAUUUUGCGUUUGACUUAGAGGACCUGUUGAGGGCCUCGGCUGAGGUAUUGGGAAAGGGUACGUUUGGGACAGCUUAUAAGGCAGUGCUUGAGGACGCGGCGAUGGUGGUUGUGAAGAGGUUGAAGGAGGUUGGGGUUGGGAAGAAGGAGUUUGAGCAGCAGAUGGAGGUGGUUGGGAGAAUAAAGCAUGAGAACGUGUUGGAAUUGAGGGCUUAUUACUAUUCCAAAGACGAGAAGCUCAUGGUCUAUGAUUACUACAGCCAGGGGAGUGUUUCUUCCUUGCUUCACGGACAGAGAGGGGAAGACAGGACUCCCCUAGACUGGGAUACCAGACUGAAAAUAGCUAUUGGCACAGCAAGAGGCAUUGCAUGCAUCCACACUGAGAACAGCGGAAAAUUCGUCCAUGGCAACAUUAAGUCCUCAAACGUCUUCCUCAAUCCUCAAAGCUUUGGUUGUGUAUCUGACCUUGGCCUCUCAUCCCUCUCAACAAAUCCCAUCAUCCCUCGUGUUUCUCGGACUGCUGGAUACCGUGCUCCUGAGGUUGUUGAUGUGCGUCGUUCAACACAGGCCUCUGAUGUCUACAGUUUUGGUGUGCUAGUGCUUGAGCUGCUCACAGGCAAGUCACCCAUCCAGAUAACUGGCGGUGGGGAUGAGGUUGUCCACCUCGUCCGGUGGGUCCAGUCGGUAGUCCGAGAAGAGUGGACAGCUGAGGUGUUUGAUGUGGAGCUAAUGAGGUAUCCAAACAUAGAGGAGGAAUUGGUUGAGAUGCUUCAGAUUGGAAUGGCCUGUGUAGUGAGAAUGCCUGAACAAAGACCAAAGAUGGCAGAAGUGGUGAGAAUGAUUGAAGAUGUUAAAAGAUUUGAUACAGGAAACCGUCCUUCGACAGAGGGCAGGUCACCAGAGUUGAGUGGAUUGAUGCCGCAACCUGCACAAAGGUCAGCAGGGACUUCUUCUCCAAUACAGUGAAGGCUAGGAAAAUCGUAUAGCUACUUUGGUUAUACACCAUUCUGUACUAUUUAAUUUGUACCUUCUACAUACAUGUUGUGGGAUUUGAUUUACCUUACGUGGUUCUUCAAAUGCUAUGUUUGGUGAGCUUUUUGGCCAAUGCGUGUUAUAGAGUUCAAAGGUCUGAACUGACAAAAACUGCUUGUUUCUCUGCAUCUUGAUUAUUGUAGAAUGCAAGUUCUAUGGCAUCUUUUUUGGUCA